GAGUGUUGGUAGGAGACCGUCUCACACGCUCUCUCUUGGUUUUAGUCUUUCAGUUGGUCUUGUGAAACAUGUUCGCUCGUAGAUUUCAGUCAGAUUUUUUAGAAUCAAGAUGUUCUUCGUGUCUUCCUCAUCUUUUCAUCCUUGGUCUGAUUCUUGCUUAUUUUCUCUCCUCUCAUGUUCAAGCAUCUAAUGGUCAAAGAAUGUGCCGGUCAAAGAAUGAAACUUCCAAAUAUCAACACUGUCGGCUUCACCCAGAUGGAGUCCAUGAUUUAGAUUGUUUUGGUAGAUUUAAGAAUCGUGGUAUGAGAGAGUGUGUGUGGAAACCUGGAAACCACACAUCAGAGAAGAUAUACACACUGUUACUGAUACAGAAGAAAAAAAAGGAAUAUUGCAACAUCACCGAAUCCUCUAUAAUCGUCAAGGUAUAUGACAAACUGAACAUGACUGUCAUCGUUUUUGAAAAUGGCGAGUCAGAGAAAUGCACAAAGGCAGUUUUCAGCGGUUCACCGAGUAGCCUUUUGAGAUGUGAUCCUCCAUAUGAAGUGUCCUUCCGCCGCCGGCUGGGAAAUCUACAUGUGAAUGUGAGCUGGCAACAGACUGUCGUAAAGCAUUUCUCUGUGAGGUAUAAGGUGCUGGGAAGCCUGUUAUGGACCGAGCCACCAGUUCAAUCCCAUAACGAAAAGGGAUGCACCGUGGAGAAUCUAAACUCUUCUGUGUUCUACACUGUACAAAUACAAUGUGUCACUACUGAGAAAUGCUCCCAGUGUCCAUGGAGUGAGUCCUACACGGUCCCAUCAGAGCUGACAGCACAGCCGGCCAUCGUCCGGCUUGAAGACAGUGACAUCACAGAGAGAACAGGCAGCAGGCUGCUCUCUCUGCACUGGAAGUUUCCUGCCACAGAGUCGUACAAUGGUUACUAUGUGACCGUUGCUAAAGCGUCAGGAGAGGGUCCGUGCGAGCGGAUGAACACGACUCGGCCUGAGAUCAGACUUAUUCUCUCCUUCUCCUCUUAUCGUCUCAACAUCAGUGCGUGGAACAACGCCAGCAUCUCCCCAGCAGUGAGCCACACGAUACCUCAGCGAGAGGACGUGCACACAGGUCUUGAAGAGGGGAAGCUGAACGUGACCGUCCACAGCAACACAUCUCUUACUGUUUACUGGAAAGACGAUCUCAUCAAAACCUACGUGUGCUUCUCUGCUGAGUGGAUGAGAAAGAGACAUCACAGAGCGUCCAUGUCCUUUUAUCAGAACGCUUACAACUGGAGGACCUUAUCUUCUUUACAAGAGCCCCUGGAGCCUUACAAGAGAUACAGCCUCAUGCUGCACACACGACCAAACAAGGAAACUUGCAACAUCAAGUACAUCAACAGGAGUGAGAGCACCUACGGGACGACACAGUUCUACUCCGUCCAAGGAUCUCCCGUCAGCGCUCCCAACGUCAGCAUCUGCAACAUGACGAGGAAUUCAGUGGUGCUGCAGUGGUCGUCCAUCCCGGAGGACGACAUCAGAGGCUUCCUGCUGGGUUACAUGAUCCACUACACGGAGUACCACCACGGGGGGACGUAUAGGGAGAGAAAUAUCACAGUGGAUCCACAGUCUGACACCUGUGAACUGGGGGAUCUGGAAGGAGGCACAGCCUACCAGGUCCAGAUAUCAGGUUUCACCCAGGCAGGAGCAGGAGUACGAAGCACAACCUGCAUCUUUAAAACCAAGAUGCACCACGGAUAUUUUCGUUAUCUUGCUGGUUACAUCAUUCCCAUUGCUGUUGUGGCCGCUGUGCUGUUUUUUGCAUCAAUAAUGAUAAAGAGAGCGAAAGUCAUCCUGUGGCCCAGCAUACCGAACCCUUUGAACAGCAAUGCAAUGCAGAAAAUAGCAAGACUGGAACUCCUGGAUUCCCUCAAACACCUGAACGUAGAAGAGUCCACGGACAGUCUUCAGAUAGUAGAGAAGGAAGCUUUGGUCCCUCCCAACACAUUAGCAUCAGUGUUAGUGCUCCUCCAUGACGAGGAGGAGGAGGAGGAGGAGGAGGGACACUCACCAGAAAUGACCUGGUUCCAUAGUGACAUCGAAGAGCAUCCAGCUGGAGAUAUCGAACCCGACCACACUACAGACAACUUCCGCAGUCCCCCUUGUGCCUUUUCAAGUGACUACACAACAAUGGAGAUGUUCCAGCAGCAGAUGCCUCAGGGCAGCCCGGCGAACCCAGAGACUGAUCCACAGGACACGUAUUGAGGUCAACAUUGGACCACAUCGGACAAUUAAGUUUCAGUUCAACGCGGGAGGAGGAGGAGAUGUCCACGAUUUUCUAUUGUCAAUGAAUGUCAGAGUCAAGUGACAGUCCAGAUUUGGACAAUGUCGGGGGGAACUACUGUUUCAGAAUCAGAAUCAGAAUCAGAAGUAUUUUAUUGCCAAGUAGGUUUACACCUACAAGGAAUUUGCUCUGGUUAUUGGUGCUUACAAUGAACAUAGAAACAUAAAACGCAAUAAAUACAACAUACAUAGGAAAAGCAAUAAAAAAUAGAAAACCAGUAUAUAUUUACUCACUGUUUACUUAUUUACUCACUUUUUUCCUUAUUUAUACAAAGUAGCAUUUAUUUUGACAUAAACCUUUCUGAAUAAAAAUUUAUGAAAGAUAAAAGAUACAAAAAGUGAAGUAAAAAGUGAAAUGCAAAACAGUAAACAGUGUCCGAUUGCAAUAUGCAAUGUAAUACAGUAUUAUAUAAUAUGAGAUGUGUUCAUUUAUUAAUUUAACACAUCCUUGAGGUGUGGGGGUGCUGGUAGUUGCAAGUCUACAGCUUGGAUUCAAUGAGUUGUAGAUAAUCUAUAACCAAACUACAAGUGCAUUAAGUGCCAACUGCUAAAGGGACAGUUACAAGACUAACUAGAGUAAAUAAGGAUUCAACAAACAAGCUUAUCAUGAAGAACAUCUGAAUGAAAAGUCUCUUUAUUGAGUGUUGCGUUGGAAACAGAAUGAAUAUAUUGUUAGAUUCAAUCUGAGGACGAUCAGAUACAUUCAAGCUCUUCAAAAAGAAACAGUGUCACCAAAUCUGUACAUCGAGCGCCCCAGUCCAGUCCGGCGGGAGAAAGUCAUGUUUCUACAGUAUAUGCUCUAUGUGGUGGAUACACAGGUAUAAAAAAAUAAACCUCUUGUUUUGUUGGAAA
Messenger RNA from Platichthys flesus (European flounder), 3161 nucleotides. Its product is annotated as interleukin-31 receptor subunit alpha. The transcript has 16 exons. Bases 69 to 2231 code for a protein of 720 amino acids. Gene Ontology annotation, biological process: cytokine-mediated signaling pathway. The record is from RefSeq and is a predicted model, not a curated record. Lineage: Eukaryota; Metazoa; Chordata; Actinopteri; Pleuronectiformes; Pleuronectidae. Gene Ontology annotation, cellular component: external side of plasma membrane; signaling receptor complex. Gene Ontology annotation, molecular function: cytokine binding; cytokine receptor activity.